Gigantopelta aegis is the source of this 812-nucleotide messenger RNA. Its product is annotated as tubulin alpha-3 chain-like. Gene Ontology annotation, cellular component: cytoplasm; microtubule. The transcript is spliced from 5 exons. Gene Ontology annotation, molecular function: GTP binding; structural constituent of cytoskeleton. The record is from RefSeq and is a predicted model, not a curated record. Gene Ontology annotation, biological process: microtubule cytoskeleton organization; mitotic cell cycle. The coding region runs from base 246 to 812 and encodes 188 amino acids. NCBI's taxonomy places the organism in Eukaryota, Metazoa, Mollusca, Gastropoda, Neomphalida, Peltospiridae.
ACAGGUCGGUUUCUAAAUGAUGUAAUUUCCCUAAUGACCAGCUCAGUGUUGUAAGAGAUUACCUGUAAUCACGUGGUGUGGUAACUCCUUGGGUACGGCGUGUUGGUAGUGACGGAAACACGACAUCUCGCUAUAAAACCAGGCUCGGCUGGUUCUCGUGGUCAGUAUCGUCUCGCAGUGAACUAUAAACGUAAACGUGAGCAGAUUUUAGUUGUCACCCGUCCGUCCUUUACUUCACAGCAAACAUGAGGGAAUGUAUCAGUAUCCACGUUGGCCAGGCCGGAGUGCAAAUCGGCAAUGCAUGCUGGGAGUUGUACUGUCUGGAGCACGGAAUCCAGCCUGACGGACAGAUGCCGUCUGACAAGACGAUUGGGGGAGGGGACGACUCCUUCAAUACGUUCUUCAGUGAGACGGGGGCGGGCAAGCACGUGCCCCGGGCUGUCUUCGUCGAUCUCGAGCCCACUGUUGUAGACGAGGUUCGUACCGGAACUUACCGCCAACUGUUCCACCCGGAGCAGCUGAUCACCGGCAAGGAGGACGCCGCCAACAACUACGCCCGCGGCCACUACACCGUGGGCAAGGAGAUCGUCGACGUCGUUCUCGACAGGAUCCGGAAGCUGGCCGACCAGUGCACCGGUCUUCAGGGAUUCCUCAUCUUCCACAGUUUUGGCGGAGGAACCGGAUCGGGUUUCUCCUCUCUGCUCAUGGAGCGACUCUCCGUCGACUAUGGGAAGAAAUCCAAGCUGGAGUUCGCUGUAUACCCAGCACCCCAGGUUCGAACUUUUAAAAUAAUCUCGAGGUUCAUCCACUAA